AUGGGCAAGGUGUCCAACUCGACGACACAGACCAUCAUCUCACUCUUUUAUGGUGUUCUCCAAGCAUUGAUCUCAUUGGUCUUUGGCAUUAUGUUCAUCUUCCUUGGCGUCAAGAUCAACAAACUGCUCGGGCCAUGGAAAGUCAAGACCAAGGGUAUCUUAGGAGUAUCAGCUCGCAAGUUAAAGCUUCUGGCUGUGACAGUCUCUUGUUCAUCGGGUCUCAUCCUUCACAGUAUCUUUGUGUUGGUACUCAUAACAUCGUCACAGGGAUCCAACAAUAGUACAUUCAGUUUCAUCUUCCUGAUACUGACAGAGGUGUUCCCUGCCAUUGCCAUGUACAUCUAUUACAAUCAGACAAAGCUGUCGCCCAGCACUCAAGGCAAACGAUCAUCAACCUCUGUCACUGGCGGAGGCAACAAGAUGCAAGCAUUCUCAUAA
Messenger RNA from Acytostelium subglobosum LB1, 438 nucleotides. RefSeq lists its product as hypothetical. The record is from RefSeq and is a predicted model, not a curated record. Lineage: Eukaryota; Evosea; Eumycetozoa; Acytosteliales; Acytosteliaceae. The transcript has a single exon. Gene Ontology annotation, biological process: chemotaxis. Bases 1 to 438 code for a protein of 145 amino acids.